AGAGAAAGGGGCGCAGCAUGAACAGGUAUGUUGCACCUCAGCACACCUGAGAUGUGAGAACCACUUUGCUACUGGCUGCUGGAGCUAAGGCUGCUUGUUUUGCCACGGAGACCUGCCUCACUGUCAGGACCUCGUCUCAUCCCUUCUUCAUGUUGGUCUUUCUCCAUAACGGCUGAACUUGCUACCCAGUGAGGGACGAAGUUCAGAAGUCCAAGAGAACAGGGUGUCGAUUCCUGGCCACCAUGGCGGAAAACAAUUAUAGCUGGUGGAAGCUGACUUUCCUCCGGAAAAAAAAAUCCACCCCCAAAGUAUUGUAUGAAAGCCCAGAUAUCUACGCUGUCACCAACAAUGAGAACCAACAGGAGGGUAUGCUUGCCGACGGGGGCAACAGUGGGAGCAGCGAGCGCGAAUUCAACGCCCGGCUAGAGAAGAUUGUGGACAAGAGCACCAAAGGGAAACACGUCAAAGUCUCUAAUUCAGGGCGCUUCAAGGAAAAGAAGAAAGUAAGGGCCACGUUGUCAGAAAACCCCAAUUUUUUUGCUGACAGCGAACGGGACGAGAAUUAAGGAGGUGGAUGAAAGAGAGACGCUCUCUUCACAUGCCCUCAUUUGAGGAUGCUUCUCUGGUCUGAGAGAAGCAUACGGCACAUGCAUUUCAACCCAUUUGCAAAUGAAGUUUAACGAGGGACCACCUGGGCUUUCGAGAUUGGGUCCUGAUUUUCACUUGAAAAGAAAAGUUUCAGAAGAAGAUGAACUUUAUUAAUGUUGCUAGUCUUUUUUUUAAUUUAAGGAAUAAAGCUAAUAGUAUUUAAAAUGCAAGACAGGAGAAGCCAGAGGCACAGCAGAGAAUGUGUGGUGCAAGGGUCAUAUUCAGAAUUGUUUACUACCGGUAACCAGUCACCCCUGGAUACCAUUAGGAACCCUAUCAUCCCAGUGGUGCUAUCAGGGCAGGACUUUAGGGCUAAGGUUUAGGGCUCCAUUCAGCAAAAUUAGAC
Messenger RNA from Lacerta agilis (Sand lizard), 994 nucleotides. RefSeq names its product proline rich 15 like (gene PRR15L). The record is from RefSeq and is a predicted model, not a curated record. Bases 243 to 566 code for a protein of 107 amino acids. The transcript has 2 exons. NCBI's taxonomy places the organism in Eukaryota, Metazoa, Chordata, Lepidosauria, Squamata, Lacertidae.